CUUUCAAUCCUAACUCUUAGAACCCUAUAUCUGUAUAGUUGUAGUACUUAUCAUAAGUUUUGUUAUUGCUGCUUACAAUGUCCACUUCGAUAAUUCUGCUGAUUCCCGAACAUUCGUUUGACCCAGGACUCACUAGCUGCAUACGCAGCUUCCGCGGAGCAAUAAAAAAACCUUCCGAUUCGGACCGGAAGGCGGAACGACACCAUGGCACCAGUCGUCGAGUCAUAGGCAACGAGUACGCUUCACAACGGUGCGUCACCUAUUCUUCAAUACGUUGCAGAACACCAACAGCCACUCUCCGGGGCUUGUAAUAGCGUGGAUUGGGACUAUCUUGUCGUUGCGUUGACUCUAUCCGUAUCCCCCGGACCAGAACUCGUUGCUGUUCUCUGGACAAGCCAGUCAACCCAUUUGUUUUGGCUACCAUUGUGGACGAAAAGUACAGCCAAGUUCCAGAGAAUAGGUCGGCUGGUUGACACUGCCUUAGUUGUCACCAACUCUCAGUUCGGAAUGUCUUCCUCACGGAACACGUCAGAAGCAGAAGGCCACCAAGGGAUGACGGGAGCUCAACUACCCAGCUACACGAUGGAGUAUUUUCCGCCGUUGGACUCACAAGGUCCACAGCCGGCUACUGUGCAGGCAUUCGAUGGGACACAUCAACAGGUACAGACAGGGCUGCAAGCUGCAGGGACAUAUGUCACUCCAGUACAGCCUCAUCCCAACAAUAGCUUAACUCAGCCUAUUGCGAACCAACCGCAGCCUGUUGAUCAGCAGCACAGCCAUAUUGGACAACCGGUCAACACGGGUGGCUUCAGAGAGACUAGCAGUAGUAUUGAGGGACUUCAACGAUCAUCAAUAGUGGAGUCAGCAAUGAGUCUCCCACCACAUCCUCAACCAACCAUUGGUCUUAUGUCAUCACCAGCCCAAAUUGCGAGUCCUGACAGCCAGCAAAUGAAUCACCACGUCCAUGCCACUGCUACCAGUGGUAAUCAGACAUUAGCAGCAUACCUGCCAUAUAGUGUCCCAGCAAUGCACGGCAGUAUGGCCAGCUCUAACAAUCCUGUGGAAAUGCACGCCGGCUUUCCACAGACCCCACUGAACAAUCUAUCACAAGGCGUCGAGUAUCAAUCGGACAACCCCUCUGCCCCUCCACUGUUUGGCGGACAUCCCAGAAAUCUGUGCGAAUGGCGUGUAAACAACGGUCUACAAUUGUGUGGGUUGGCUUUCUAUAGUGUCACCGAACUAGCGCAGCACAUAACAAACGUUCAUCUCCAGCAACAGGGCACUACCGAACAUCCCACACAGGAGGGUAGCAAUGUCUACAUCUGCCACUGGGACCAGUGUACACGCACCAAAGGAUUCAAAUUCAAAUAUAAGCUUGUUAACCAUAUACGAGUUCAUACAGGUGAAAAACCCUUUGUCUGCAAUCAUCAAGACUGCACACGCAAAGCAUUCGCAAGACCUGACAACCUGAAGAUACACUACAGAGUCCACACAAAGGAAAAGCCGUUUCCCUGCACCUUCCCGGACUGUAAGAAAAGAUUCGGAAAUUCCUCGGAUCGAAAGCAGCACAUGGUCGUGCACACGAAUGAUAAACCCUACCGAUGCAGGGCAGCAGGAUGUACGAAGAGAUAUACACAACGGAGCUCGCUUAAAAAGCACUCCAAGAUGCAUAAUGCUCGAAAUGCAGCCAAUGGCGGUAAUGCUCUUUCCUACAGUACCACGAACACCAGCGCAGAGAACAGUGGCUUGACGUCUGCGGAUGGUUCUAUUGCUGCGGACGGAGAAAGUGAUCAUGGCACUUCGAUUUCAUCUGAUGAGGUACUUGCAGACCAGCACCACCACCAUCAACAACAACAGGAAGAACAGCAGCAGCAGCACCAACAUCAACAACACCAUUUUGCACUUGUGACUUGCACGGACCAGUGUCAGCCUGCACAGCCGCAACACUUACCGCUGGGAACGUCCUCAAGCAUGCGGACUGUGAAUUCAGCAUCCACCUCAUCUUUGCCUCAGUUACCUUAUCAUUUGCCCUCUGCCCAGGCAACUGCUAGUAGUGAUCUGGUCAACAGUGUACUGCCAACACCACCUGGACAGCCGUCUGGUAGCUAUGCCGUGUUCAGUGGAGUAUGCCAUGACAAUGCCGGAAAGGGUGACCUAGUAGUGGCAAGCCUAGGCAGUGGAGCAACAAGAAAUGAUCCCUUGUCUACAUGUUCCAUACAGACAUUCCCACAGCCGCCGCCGCCACCACAGCCAGAAGCAGCAGCUGUGCCAGAACUGACUCAAAACAAACAGCUUGUUCAGCAGCAACAUACUCACUUCCAAUACCCGGCAGCACGUCAGCAGUUGCAGCAACAACUUCAUCAUCAACAUCUAGAACAGCACCUCCAGAAGCAGGAUCAUCAUCAGCAUCAGUAUCAGCAUCAGCAGCAGCAGCAUCAGCAGCACCAGGAAUCACAUGACCAAUGUCAGCAGUCGCAAAUCUAUCCAACUCACCACCAUCAGCUGCCGACGCCCACACACACAGAGCAGCAACAGCUAUCGCUGGUGGCUCACACACCGCAGCACCAGUCAUCACCUGUGUCUCAGAAGCACAACCAUCAGGCACAGCAGCAGUCUACAUCACAACAGGAACGUGCACAGGAACCCUUGCCUCAGCAUCAGCAACAGCAGCGCACUCCCAUCGCAUAUGCAGCUGCACCAGCAUUUUCCACAGCAUUCGACAACUGCUCAGCCAACACUGUUUCAUGCAGGACAUUUGCUGCACUCUGUACUACCCUCGCAUGACGCUCACUCUCUGUCAGCACAAAGACACCUCCCAAAAAGGCAAUUUUUAGCAAACACACCUUACACGGCUUGAAAACACUGUUCUCAUGAGCUGAACAACAGCCUUUUCAACAUGGCACUGCAGCCAGCUUCGUGAAUGGAUGUGUUAAAAACUGUCUAUAAGGUCUUUAAUGCACAUCAUCACUGUCACCCAAACAAUUUUGUUAUUAUUAUCAAGAUCCAGCUAACUCCUUAGUUUUACGGAGUUGACGAUUUUUUUAUUAUAUCUAAUUCAAAAAGAGGUAUAAAGUGUACAGCUGCAAGUUUAAUACUCGCUGUGCAUAGCUUUUGUGAUAUUGAAUGAUCGUAUCAACGCUGAAUGUUUUUAAGGUUAUUUCAUUAUAGAUGGAGCUGGGAUGUUGCUCAUUAGGCUGUGGAACUAGUCAAUCAGACGACUGUCACAUUUGUAGAAGUUCCUUUUUCAAAUGUCUCGUCAAUUUCAUUUUCCGCAUGUUGUCUCCACUAACAUUACCCAUGAUGCUGGCCACAUGUAUGUAGCGUCAGUAGAAUUGCAGCUCAACAUCCUAAUCCGCACUUCAGUCUUGUUUCUACCCACUCACUGUCAGGAUCGGGUAUUUCCCCUCCAAUUAGUAACCAUAGUACCCGUUUCUUUUUAGUUCACUUUUUCGGCUGAUCUGCUCAUCCCGCAGAAAUGUGUCAAUACUAAUGCUGGCCUAACAGAUUCUACAACUGCUGAAGGAAGUCGUGUCUUAGGCACUGAGUCUUCAACACUCAUAUCUUAUCUGUUUUCAAAAUAAUGAGAAGGUGUCUUCCUCUUA
Sycon ciliatum is the source of this 3602-nucleotide messenger RNA. Its product is annotated as zinc finger protein squeeze-like. Gene Ontology annotation, cellular component: nucleus. The transcript is spliced from 2 exons. The record is from RefSeq and is a predicted model, not a curated record. Gene Ontology annotation, biological process: regulation of transcription by RNA polymerase II. Lineage: Eukaryota; Metazoa; Porifera; Calcarea; Leucosolenida; Sycettidae. Bases 508 to 2784 code for a protein of 758 amino acids. Gene Ontology annotation, molecular function: DNA-binding transcription factor activity, RNA polymerase II-specific; RNA polymerase II cis-regulatory region sequence-specific DNA binding.